AGGCGCCUUGGGAUGAAUUAAGGCCACUGCAUUAUUUUGCUCUAAAAACAGACAUUAACACAGCUGCACAGAGUGGAUAUUUUCUGUAUGGUGGCAAUACCGACUGGGGCUGACACUUAACCCGCGUUUUAACGCGUUUCGCUGGGUUAACUGGUGUUUUAUCUUCAGCUGUGGAUGUCUGAAUGGUGUACUGAGACGUAGAAAAAAAGCGAGCUUCCCCUGGCAGGCAUCAUCCCCCUCAGUCAGUCUGACCGCCCACAGUCCGGAGGGAGAGAGAAAGUGCUGCUUUGUGAAUGAAGGGAGCGGCGGAGGACAGAAAACAAACUUUACCAACAUUAUUUACGACCGGUUUUUACAUUUAGCCGGGGAGGUUUCGACGGUGCAGCUAGCGACACCUGGCCGAAAAGGACCAAGAAAACACGAAGCCAGAAUCCAGAAGUUGUAAACAUGGUGGUCAGUUUGGCCUGCGUGGCCUGUCUCUGCCUGGUGGUGGUUGUCAUUGGUGACCCCUGCCUCAUCAUCAGCGAGAUCAACGCCGACAACCCCAGACUGGACACCACAGAGUUUGUGGAGUUGUAUCACACCAGCGGACAGCGAGCCUCUCUGGAUGGCUACACCCUUGUGUUCUAUAAUGGAAAUGGAAAUAUAGCCUAUAAGGUGCUGGACCUCAAAGACCACAGCACAGAUGACAGGGGGUUCUUCCUGGUGGGCUCGGUGGACAUGCUGCCCAAACCGGCCAUCCUCCUGCCACCCAACACAGUCCAGAAUGGCCCAGAUGCCAUUGUCCUCUAUCAUACAUCUGCUGCUCGCUACAGUGAGAAGAUGAAUGUCACAGCCCACGGGCUAGUGGACGCUGUUGUUUACAUGACUCGCCGUACGGGGGGCGCAGAGUUCCUCGCUGAGACUCUGACGCCAGGAGAAGUGGCCUUCGUCGAGGAUGAAACAGCCCUGGAGGGGGACGAGUCAAUUGAGAGGUGCUUGCUGUCUGAAGAUCGCUGGGGAUUUCAGGUGUCCUCGCCAUCCCCAGGUCAGAGGAAUAACUGCACCCCUCCUGCCGCCCCAGCAAACAAUCCUAUCAUCACCGAGCUGAAGCUGGGAGGAGGGCAAGUGGACGGGUUUGUGGAGUUCACAGAGGCUCCAGCUGCAGGGCCUCUGGUGCUGGUUGUGUUGGAUGGGAGAACGGACAGGGUCAGCGUGAGCGUGGAUGUCAAUGCUGACACCUCCAGGAACGGUUGGAUCACGGUGACCAUAGAGAAGAGCUACAUGAAAGGAGAUGAGUCAGGGGCAGUAGCUAUCUAUAGUGGCAGAGCCUCAGACUUCCCUGUGGGCAGUCCGCUUAGCCAGAUUCAGCCUCUAGAUGCAUUUGUGUUUGCUGGACCAGGAAAUAAACCUAGUGCCAACCUAACAGAGACUCUUAUCCCUGGCAGAGAGCCCUACCAACUCAGCAACAGUUUGAGAGAGGGUGGCUUCUAUCUGAGUCGCUGUGGUGUUGCAGACUGGGGUAGAGAUCCCGGUGUCUUCUGGGAGGCCCCGCAAACUCCGGCACAGCCCAACCAGUGCCCCUGGCCAAAGAUCUGCCCGCACAGUAUUGUGAUUCCAGGAGGUACAGAUUCACCACCUCACCUCCCACCCUGGGGGAACAGUGACUUCUUAAUCAAUGAGCUGAACACAGAUACACCUGGCGCGGCUGAGGAUGGCGAGUACAUUGAGCUGUGGCACCCAUCAGGACGCCGGGUCUCCCUGCAGGGCAUCUGGAUACUACUGUUCAGUGCACACAACAACAAACCGUACAGGGAAAUCAGCCUGAGUGGACACUUCACCACUUCUAAGGGCUACUUCCUGCUGGGUAGUGACAGGCUGGUGCCAGCUCCAUCACUCCGCCUGCCCCCCAAUACCAUCCAGAAUGGACCAGACGCUGUGGCGCUCUAUCGCAGCCCUUUUGGGCCACCAUCAGCCGCACAGAGGGGGAUCCCCACCAAAGGUUUGCUGGAUGCAGUCGUUUACCGGCAGAGAGGAUCAGAUAAGGAGGCACAGGAGCUGAGUAAAGCUCUCACCCCGGGACAGCUGCCUCUGCUGGAAGAUCCAGAGGUUCUGCCUGGUGAUGAGGCCCUCAGCCGCUGUAGAGGUCUUUACCCCCAUGACCUGUCUGCCUUUUCAGUGGCUCCACCUACGCCUCUGAGGGAGAACAGCUGCCCUCGCCCCCCUCCAGCCCCUGAGGGUGUGGUCAUCAGUGAGGUGGCAAGUGGCCACUGGACCAAUCACAGCCAGCAGAGGGGCUUUGUGGAGCUGCACGGCCCUCCCAUGACAGACCUUCGGGGCCUGGUGCUCUCUGUGUUUGACCAGGAACGCAGUGGAACCAUCAUUGCUCUUCCUUUGACCGGAUCCAUUGACCAGGACGGAUUUUACAUCAUUGGAAAUGUCACUGGAGCAGAUCAGACUUUCCCGGAGGGCUCCACAGUGCCGGUACGAGGAGCAGUAGUCCUGUGCUAUGACCUGUUCAGUGUCUGUAGAGCUGGCACGGCUCUGACUAAUUCCAGUCUCAGAGAUGUACUUGUGUUCAGUGAAAACCAGCAGCUGCUCUCAUCUCUGUCCACCACCAGAGGGAGGCAAGUGAUACCAGCUACCAGGUCAGUGGAAGAUGGCCCUGUUUCGCUCAGCCGUUGCUCGUGUUGCGAGGUGAGGAGCCCCUCCUCCUGGACAAGCUCCUCGCCCACACCUCACAGUGCCAACCUAUGUCCAAGCUCCGCCUUCUCAAGUCACAUUGACCUCUGCCUUGGACCCCUCUCCAGUGACUGGCAGGAGCAGACGGGAGAUUGCAGUGGUCUAAUCCAGGGGAGGAGGGUCGCUGAGGUGGCUCAAUACCUGGAGCAGAGAUGUCACUGUGGCAUCUCUGCCUUGUAUCUGCAAGGAGCCAACUUUUCCUGUGGGUCUGGGUGGCUGCGAGUGUGGGGGAGCAUCCAAGCGCUGUCAGAUCAUCAGAAGGCCCUCAUCAUUCAGACAUCUCACAUGGAUCCUUCACCUGCUCAGGGAGACGUCUGCUCUGCUCCAACCACAGACCGUUACACAAGCACAGCGUCUGCCCUGGGGUUACAGAUAGGGCUGAUAGUAGCAGUGCUCCUGCUGCUGGGACUAGGAGCUGCACUGUUUACAUAUUUCUACAGGAGGAGGCGCCCUCUGGACUACUACACCAUGGAGCUGAGUGAACACGCAGAGGGACUGUCAGAUCUAUAAUCCAGGUAUCUUGAAGUGCGCAUGCGCGUGGGAGGACUUCAGCAGAGAGAGAGGGAGCGGCAGGGAGGUAAUGAGAGGUUUAUUUGACCUGUACGUAUCCGAUUGCGCAGUUGUUGAAAUGAAUGCCACCACAAGUGUCUUUCUGUGUGUCUUUUGAAGAUCACUGAUGAAAUGACUCAAAGUUUACUUUUAACAGCGUGGUUGCAUCCAGUGACGUGAUAUUUUAUGGCACCAGUGACACUUAAAUCAGGCAGCCCAUGAAAUUUUAAACACAAGAUAAUAACAUAUUUUACUAAAGGUCAGUGCACAACUUUUGCCUGUGCUGGUUACUACUUUUUAAGGAAAAGGGAGGAUUUUGUUUUUAAUACUUGAGUCCUAAAUGGUCAUUUUUGUUGACUUGUUUAUGUUACUGUGGAAAAAGCCUUUUAAAUUUAAAAAAAAAAAGUAAACAACCAUGCUACGCAGGAAGCUCUAUCAAUAUCAUGACCCCCAUCACGUUCUCUGUUUUAACAGCAGACUUGUAACCAAGAUAAUAUUCAUUAGGCUCACAUUUAGUCUUCCAAACGGUUGACUUCCUGCUCUGUUUUCCUGCUAAAUGCUGUAAAACUAUAGUGUCUCAAAGGGCUUGAUUGUCUUUUAAAUGUGAAUGUCUUGAGCUAACUUGUGAUGAGUGUUUGUAACCACUUUUGUAUGCUUACUUCAAGCAAACUGUUUACAUUUUCUCAAUCAGAGAUUAGAAGGGAUGUGAGAGUAAUUCCUUGAAUGAAGAGUACUUGUUCUUAGAAAUAAGAGACUGCAGAAGAAAAUCGGAAGUAUGUUUUCUUUCAGUUAUGUUUUUUUAGUGGCUCAGAAACCUCUACUGUGCCUUUUUAUUUAAGUGUAAUUUGAUCAGCUGUUAUCGCCUUUAUUAGAGGGAAAGCACAGCCAUCUCUGCUGCAGCUAUAAGUGUAAAUACUAUGGAUAUUUUGUUAGUUAUUCUUUGAGGGAGGUGGCAGGUAUCCCCAAUCUGAAGUAAUAACUUAUUGUAGAAAGAAAGAAACUACUGUUGAUGGGUUAAGAGCAAAAAGUGAAAUAAUAUUUUGAUUGGUUAAAGGAAUAGUGUGUAGGAUUCAGUAACAUCUAGCGGCAAGGUUUGCAAACUGCAACCAGCACAAACUCCCAUGUGCGUAGUGUGAACUUCCAGUUAGGAUUCCUUCAUUGUUCCUUGCUUAGGAGGUUCAUACAACAAGCCGAAUUAUCCGCAGAGGUAUCUUCCUCUCCAGAACAAAUGAACCUGUUGAUCUCAACCAGUAAAAACAUGAAUAAAGCAAUUUAAUGUUUAAAAUAAGUGUUUCUCCAAAGCUGUUUGGCUUGUUGCAGAUGGGCUGCUAAAUUCGGUGACCAACACAAAAUCACAGUUGGCCCCAUCUAGAGUUGGUGUUAGGUUUGUUAGUUCUGGGCUGAACAUGGAGGACUUUGAGGGGGACCUGCUUCCUAUAUAGUUAAAGAAGACAUACUUAUUACAUUUUAUUUUGUUUUUUGUCAAUAUAUCCCCCUAAAUCCUGCACACUGGACCUUUAUAUUAGCUUGAUUCACUUGUUUUUAUUGAGAUUCAAACAUCUGCAAAGCAUAAUUUGGAAGUCAUCAUAAAAUUGCCAAUGUGAAGUGCCAUGAAAUAAAUGUAUAAGACUGGAUAUGCUCCAUUUUUAAUAUAGUUGAUGUGCCGCUUGCCUUGUACUUUUGCCUUACUCAUCUGCUGUGGUGCACAGAAUUUGUUUGUUUGCUUUAAUUGCCUUUGAGAUGAGGUUUUCCUCCUCACUACCAUCUUCCUCAGAUCUAAUUUCUCAGCAUUGACAUGUAAUAAUACACCUCUGUCAAGGUACACUGCAGCCUUCAUCUGCAUUUUGAAGUUCAGCUAACUUUAUAAAAAUUAAUGAAAACCAGUAAAAUCAUGUAUAUUAAGGCCUUUUUUUUGCUUUUAAGAGCCUAUCAGACAGAGUGCACUUUAGCAGCUUUGGGUGACUUUUUGUAGUGGUUUGCAUCAAUGAGAGUGAAGCAUUUUGCUCGCAGCUGAGCACAUGUUGUUUUUGUUUUGUUUUGGGGGUUUUUUCCUCUAUGCGCCUCAUGUCUUUGCAGAAGCACCCUGAACAUCUUGAGUUCAAAAACUCUCAACUCAGACCAGAAAAAGAGCCCAAAGUCAGUGGGAUUUUUUCCUAUUGUUUAGUCAGAUGAAUUGAGGGGCGAGUCUUUUGUGAUGGCGAUGACAGCAAGUGGUAGCAUACAGUGUUACUCUACUCUACUGUAGAUUUUCAGAUGGCCUCAGACUCAUCCUAAAAUAAGCCUCCAACUGACUUUCAUCGAGGUGAACCUCCCGGACCAGCUGUGAUUUCUGCUCUUUCUGAGGGUCUCAUGUAUGCAAACAGAUUUCAGUUUCUUUGUGUCUAUAUCCCAAUAGACCUCUGUCCACCCAUUUUUUCUGAGUUUUUUUCGGUGCUUGCUUCACUCAAAAUUGUAGUCAGGACAGAUGAUUUUUUGGUUGCCUAGCAACAAUUAAAAAAGAUGCAACAAGGUGCAAAAAGCGCUCCGUGAAAACGGGGGUGGCCUCAACCAAAUAGGCAGUCUUUUUAUUUUAAGUUAUGCAUAUUUUAAAGCUUGACAGCUUGAGUGACAGGCUGUCACCAAGGCAUCGCCUCAGUCUAAAAAUCAGAUCCACCUCUUGCUCCUCCACAGCUUCAACCCCUCAUUCAAACAUGGUCACUUUUAACUCUUGAAAAAAAAACAAAACAAUGAGUGACAUCCCGGUAGAUGCAUCCAUUAUUUAAACAGCCUAUGGGUGUAGCUUGCAUUUUGCAUGUUGCAAAAAGCGAGGGGCACUGUCUCAUGUGGCACUCUGUCUGAUCAGGACCUUAGUGAGUAAAUAAAUUUCCUCCCUUUGAAAUUAUGCUGUAAUUUUCAUAGAAUGUCUUUCAUUGUGAAAUGCUAUUUUUUAAGGUUUAGUGUAAAAUGGGACAGAAAGUUUUAAAUAGAUAGCAGAAGGCAAUUGCACCUCAAGAUUGCAACCCCAAACACUUCACCUCCAAGCACGUUUAACAUGAGAAUCAUGUUCAUCCCUAUAUAUACUGUAUUUAUAUAUACUGUAUAUAGAACAAUGACAACAAUCAUAAGACGUGGAAAAGAAGUAGAUCAGGUACAUCAAUGUUUAUAUCUAACAAAACUGCAAGAGAAACCAGAACGUUACAAAUCUUUUUACUGGACAAUGUAAGUCUGUGUAUAUUCUUACACACUGAGCACGUCACACAAAACUACGGAAAGAAAACUUUGCAUCUUCUGCAUCCCCAGCUCACACUUCAAAAAGCUUUCUCUCCAGGAUUUUGCCUUCCACUUUAUUUUCCUCUGUUUUCCUUUCAAUGUCAUGCACGUGUAGCAGGUUUGAAAUAAAGUACUUAAGCAGAUGGGCUA
Messenger RNA from Plectropomus leopardus (leopard coralgrouper), 6669 nucleotides. RefSeq lists its product as uncharacterized. The record is from RefSeq and is a predicted model, not a curated record. Lineage: Eukaryota; Metazoa; Chordata; Actinopteri; Perciformes; Serranidae.